GAAUCGACUGCUGACCCACAUUUAUUUUAGAUGCAUAGCGAUACCAGGUUUCCCAGCACCGACGCCUCUGAGGCGUUCAACGAUGCGGAAAAAGCAGGGGUGCUCUGUUCUGAUAGCCCCAACCCACCGCAAGAAAAGCAUUUUGAGUCUAUGAGGGCCAGAAUUGGAAAACCACAAACCCAUCUCAACAAAGAGUUCCUCUAUCACUAUCAGAACGUGGGAUUGCAGAUGGACUCAGAAGAAUGGACCCAAUUCGUGAGAUACCUGCACAAAGACCUCCCAACUACAUUCCGAAUAACUUCCAGCACCCCUUUCACCGAAAUCCUCAAGACAGCCAUGAAGGAAAUUUUUUGCGCUGCCUCCAACCAAAUUCUACAAGACGAAUCGGGCGAGCCGAUCUCCCCCUCCGCCCAACACACCGAAGUACCUAGACUCGUGCCACUGUCUUGGUACCCAGACGAACUCGUGUGGUACAUUCCGCUGUCCAGAAAGGCGCUGAAAUGCUUCGAGUCAACCAGGCACCUGAAAUACUUUCUGAACGUUGAAACAGAAAUCGGCCAUUUGUCUCGCCAAGAGAUCGUAUCGAUGGUGUCGCCUCUGUUCUUGGAUGUGAGGCCCGGACAGAAAAUCCUGGACAUGUGCGCCGCACCCGGCUCCAAGACCUGCCAGAUCAUCGAAAUGAUGCAUGACCCAAGCUGUUCAUAUAACUCCAACGGACUGUUGAUAGCGAAUGAUAACAACAUUUCUAGGUGCUACGUAUUGGCCCACCAAAUCGGACGGCUGUCCAGUCUAGACGUCGCCGUCACGAACUACGAUGCGCAGAAUUUCCCAGAGAUGACAUUCGAAAUGUCACCGACCAAACUAAAAAAACUUGAAUUCGAUCGUGUACUUUGCGAUGUACCGUGCUCCGGAGACGGCACCAUAAGGAAAAACCCGUCUUCAGGAUCCAUGUGGGACUGCAGGAAUGCCUUCAAACUCCACAAGACCCAGCUGGCCAUUGCAAAAAGGGCCGUUGAGCUAAUGAGAGUGGGUGCAGUUAUGGUCUACAGCACAUGCGCUUUCAACCCUAUAGAAAAUGAGGCUGUGAUAGCUCAGUUACUAAGAGAGGGAAACGGCAAGCUGAGCCUAGUGGAUGUUUCAUCCCUGUAUCCCGACCUGAAACGAAGGCCUGGACUUACAACGUGGAAGGUAGUUGAUUCGAACAAGCGCAUCUAUGAGACGCACGAUCAAGUUCCACAGGUUUCAAGACAGAGAAUCAAAGAAAGCUUUUUUCCGCCAAAUCAAGACGAAGCAAAUCAAUUCAGGUUAGAAAGGUGUCUUCGAUUUUAUCCACAUCUACAAGAUACGGGUGGGUUCUUCUUAGCUGUAAUUCACAAGGCCGAUACAGUCGAGUUCGAGAAGGCGUCCGAAACAGAACCAAGUGAACAACCCAAACCCUCACUCAAUCGAUUCGCAGGCCGAGUCUUUCAAGAAGACCCCAUGUAUCCGAUUCCAGAGACCGUCUGUAAGAAAAUGAUUGAAGACGUAACUUCUUACUAUGGUGCCGAACUGUCGGACUUUCUUUUGAAAAACAAACUACUAAUUCGAUCUUCUAAACCCCCUGCUUCCGAGCCGACCAUUGAAAACAUUAAUAUGAUAUACGUAACGAACGCGACCCUGUACAAGCUCUUGCAGGUCAAGGAUUCCAUUCAGGAACGGCCUCGCGUCGUUUCCGCUGGACUACGUCUGCUGGAAAAUGCAAAAAACAGGAACCAUAAUCUUUGCUCUCCGUACAAUUGGAGGAUCGUUUCUAAAUCCACGUUGAAGUUGGCGCCGCUCGCUUCGAAACGCGUUGUCACGUUGGGAUGGAAUGACUUUUGCCUGCUCAUACGAGUUGUUCGCCCAUCCUUUGAACAAUUUUCAACUCCCGUCUCGCAUCAACUAGCUACCCUUGCAAAAGGUGGAUCCGGCGCGUGCUUCAUCAGAUUUGAACCCGAUGAAACUGAAUUCUUAGACCAGACUCUGCCCGCACUUCAGAGAGCAGUCAGAACCACCCCCCAGGUCGUCAUGGGCUGGAUAGGAGAGAAAACCGUAAGCAUGGCGGUAGGAAAGCUAGAGAUGAAGAGCUGGAAAAACUUGUACACGACAACAGAUUACACGUUCGAAUUUGACAAGAAUAAAAAGGUACUGACCGAAGAAGACAGAAGAGAGAAAAUGGAUGCAGGAAAGUUAAAAAGGAGAAAAAAAGAGAUGGACUCAGAAGGCAAGAAGAACGAGCCAAGCCCAGAAGUCGAAGAAAAAAAUCCCUAAUACAAAGCUUUUGACUAAAGGGAAAUUCCAAGCUGAGUGCAGCCAGCUUCAAUGAUACUAACCUUGGUAUUUCAGGAACGCUACUAUUACUUCAGUUAGCAACUAUGCCUGAAAGUGUGAUGGUUCCUAUAAUUGCUGGAAUUCAAACCUUGUCCUUUUAUAGUGUUGGUUUCAUAGGCACCGCAUGCACGUAAACAAGUCGUCUGUUAUUGCUCUAUUUCCUGGACUUUAAACUCUAGGACGAACGUCGGCGUGGAGGAUGAAAAGCUUUCAAAGAGUGACUUUUCGAGUUAAAUGCUAGGUACACCUGCGAUAACCUCAUAGGUAAAAAGAGAACCUUCUAUCGUCGCGUCUCAUUAGUUAUUCUCCCCUAUACAAGAGCACUAUAAUAUAUUGACUAGUCUGCAAAACUCUUUGUUGAA
Schistocerca gregaria is the source of this 2711-nucleotide messenger RNA. RefSeq names its product RNA cytosine C(5)-methyltransferase NSUN2-like. NCBI's taxonomy places the organism in Eukaryota, Metazoa, Arthropoda, Insecta, Orthoptera, Acrididae. The transcript has 6 exons. The coding region runs from base 31 to 2289 and encodes 752 amino acids. Gene Ontology annotation, molecular function: tRNA (cytidine-N5)-methyltransferase activity; RNA binding. Gene Ontology annotation, biological process: RNA methylation. The record is from RefSeq and is a predicted model, not a curated record.